GGAAGGGGGCUGUAAUGGAAAUACAAAUAUUUGAAAUUAGGUGUCUAAUAAAAAUCCAAAUGCCCCAAAAAAGUCCACUGGACUUGGUUCAGCCCUUGGGGUUACAGGAAGUUGUAGCUAACAUGGUUAGCUGCUUUGUUGUAGGUUCCUUGUAGGUUUCCUGCAGAUUUUAGCUUAACCUAAGUGUUGCAAUGGAACCGAGCUGGAGUACGUUUUUAUUCCAACAGGCCAAUGAGGCUCUACAUCACCAGCACCAAGUAGCCGGAAACAGCCUCUUGCCUUUGCUCAGUUCUGGAACAGAGCCUCCUGAUCAGAAACCGGUGCUGCCCAUUCCCCUGGACCAGAAACCCCCUGUCAGUGCUGCAGAACUUCUUAAAGACAAUGUGGCUAGUGGGACUGGGGGAGGAGGAGGUGGAGGGCCUCCAGUUGCCGUAGUCAAAAAGGAGCCCAAAUCAAAGACCCCCUUUAUCUGUGGCUACUGCAACAAGGCUUUCCGGGACAGCUACCACCUCCGACGGCACGAGUCCUGCCAUACUGGUAUUAAGAUGGUUUCGCGGCCUAAGAAGACACAAACAGCCCCCACCAUGGUGCCACUCAUAUCCACUGUACCACGUGAGAAUAGUGGAAAUCCUUCAUACAUUACUACAGUUGCUGGUAUCCUGACUACAGCCACAACAUCAACAUCCACAGGCACCAGCAUCAUGACCCCAAUGCAACACCAACAGAGCGUCCCUAAGAAGCCACCCAAACCAGUGAAAAAGAAUCAUGGUUGCGACAUGUGUGGUAAGGCCUUCAGAGAUGUGUACCACCUCAACCGCCACAAGCUGUCACACUCUGAUGAGAAGCCGUUUGAGUGCCCCAUCUGCCAGCAGAGGUUCAAGAGGAAGGAUCGCAUGACAUACCAUGUCCGCUCCCAUGAUGGUGGAGUUCACAAGCCUUACAUUUGCUCUGUCUGUGGCAAGGGCUUCUCCAGACCUGAUCACCUAAGCUGUCAUGUCAAGCAUGUCCAUUCCUCAGAGAGGCCAUUUAAGUGCCAAGUAACGGCCUGUACCUCUGCCUUUGCUACCAAAGACCGCCUUCGCUCCCACAUGAUCAGGCAUGAAGGCAAAGUGACCUGCAACAUCUGUGGCAAAAUGCUAAGCGCUGCCUACAUCACAAGUCAUCUCAAGACGCAUGGUCAGGCCAGCUUCAGCAACCCAUGUAACAAUAAAGGCAUAAGUGACUGGCAGUGGAACCACUCAGGGCCACGAAAAGGUGAGUUGACUGUAGGAGAGAUUUUAAAUAACUCCUUCCAAGUCCUAAUUGACAACUCUCACAAAGAUGGCAACAAUGUGCACAACAACUCAGCCACUACAACGCCUGUCACAAACUCUGCAGCCAUCACCUCGGCUGUUAACCGCGGUGGCAUUGCCAGCAAUCCUGUCACCAUUGCUGCUCAGAUGAACAUCGCCACCAGCACGGUCAAUAUAACGUCACCGAUCAACCUGCAGCACCCUGUCACCAUCACUGGCCCUGUGAACCUGGCCUCCGUCAACAUCCCUACAACGGCACACAUGAAUAUCGCCCACCCAGUGGCUAUCACCACUCCCAUGCCCAUGAAUAUCACUGGGCCACUCAAUAUUGCCAUGAGAUCCAUGGAGAGCAUGCCUUUUCUAUCCCAAGUUCUGCCUUCCUCCCCUCCUUGGUAGAGCUUUUUUUUUUAGCCUAUUUAAGAGCCGAUAAUGUUUUAACUGCCUAAUAAUGGAUGAGUCUGUCAUAUCUUAGUGAAAUGGCCUUUUGAUGGGUUGAUAGUGUAUUAUACCUGAAGGUGGUAACUUAUUCAACCAAAUGGAUAGUAACCAAUAAAUGCUACUUGCAUGAGUGAUUUACCACAUAAUUUGUUUAAUUUUGAAGUUUAUUUGUAUUUAUAGAACAAAAAUAUUUCAAAUACCAUUAGUCAUAAUGAAAACAAUUGUUUGCUUAAAGUCACCAGUUACAGUGUAUUAGCCUAAAUAACAUGGGAGAUAAAGUUUGCUGUCCUCCACAGCAGAAUCUGUCAGAUGAAUUGUCUAUUUUAGGGAUGGGAAACAUGGAUACACUUGUCUAUCAUAGCAUGUUUUUUAUUAUUAUUUUAGAUGUUGUAAUAUAGAACAUUACUAGAAAUAUAUUAACAUUUUUUAUUGAUACUACAUGGGAGAAUCUGUUUUGGCAAACCCAGUGAAUUAAUUGUCUAACAAAUUAAAGUACUUCAUCACAUUGAUGCAAAUAAUCUUGUAAAUCAAAUAUUACCAUAACCUACAUAUAUUUGCAACAUUACCCACACUGGCCUAGUACACCAAAAUAGAGAGAUCAGUGUAAACAAUGAGGCAAGAUUUCCACGGACAUUAACUUGUUACCAUCUUGAACUAUAUAUCAUCAUAUUGAUCAAACCUAAUAUAUGGUGUUUCUCCCAGCUGUAUAGUUAAUCUAAUACGUUAGUCACAGCUUUUGAUAAAUCUUUUUCAUUCCUACUAGUUGGGUUUCUCCAUCUACUGAUCAAGACCAUGAUAUGUAGUUGAAAGCUCUGAAAAAGCUAGAAGAUGGUCCUGAAGUUCAGAUUAUUUACCCGACCAUCUCCAAGGUGAAGAAUAAACUUUCACGCUUGAAUAAUCUAUAUUUGUUACCUCCACGGCCCGAUUUACCUGAAUGUCGUCACAUGCUACGGAACACUUCAGAUAAUUUCUUGAUGAUGCGGUUGGAGGUAGAUGUUUGAAUGGUGAUGUUUUGUGCAGAUAGAUAUUAAUCUCUGUAAAUAAUGACCAUUUUAUGCCAAAGAUUUUUUAGUGUUUUCUCCCAAAUGCUAUAUUUUAAAAGAUAAGGGAAAACCUUAAAACAGCAUUUAAAACAUCAUAGAAAACUUAAUUCUCCUUUUUUUUUUUUUUUAAACAAAGUUAUAAAACCGGCGCCUCAGGUGGGGCAGUCUGACCCCUGUGACCCCUGACUGAUCUUUCAUUAGAAGCCAACAAUACCCAUUACACUAUUGCAAUGUUUCAUUUUGCAUUAUUUAAAUAUGUGAUAAUGAUUAUAUAAUUAUUUGCAUUAUUGGCAGUUCAUCACAUGAACAGGUUUCAUUACACUUUCAAACCAAAUGAGUAUUUUAUUUCCUUUUGGUUUAAAAUUAUUGGGCAGUUAUUACAAUAUCAGCUGCUACAUUGUCUCCCUUUUAUUUAUCCCUUGUCUACGGCUUUUUUAAACUUGUGUAGUUUUUUAUAAUGGCAAAUAGUUGAGGUUGAGCCAGGUCAUUGCAGCAGUGUUGGCAUUAAACUUAUAUGCUGUAGAGAGGCAAACCUUUUUCCAGGAUUCUUUCAAGGUGACCACUUAGAGGAUAUCUUUAAGUAUGCAUCUGGCUUUAAACAUGGGAGAUACAUGAUACCUUGCUUUACCUUAGGCUUUGUUUAUCAGCUCCUUAAAUGAAAGCAUAUUGCUGGAGUUGUUCUUAAAUGCUUCCUCUUAAGGCAAAUUUUGUUUCUGUUUUUUUUUUUUCUCUAUUAUUUUAGUGGACUUAUCAGUAUUUGAUAGUUUAUGUAUUUAAAAGUUCAGUUACAAAAAAAACAAAGCUUCCAUUUCGGGGUGAGUGAGAUUGUGGAUUUCACCAAUGGUGCAGAGAUGCUGUUUAGAUCCAUCAACCCCCCUCCCUUCAGAAGUUUAUCUGUGACAUCUGUUUCGGGGAAUUUUGUAUGUAUUUAUAUCAGGACAUUACCGCAAACAGACAAGGACUUGUACUAAAAGCAUGUCACUUACAAUUUGCCCUAAAAUGGCAGUAUUAUUGAAGGUCAAAUAAUUUAAAAUUUUGAUUACUGAGGACUUAACUAUAGAGGUCAAGAGAGCCACCCAGUGGCUCGUGAGACUGUACUACAAAAAAAGUACCAAAUUUAAAGCCUCUGAACACCCACACAGGUGUUUUCAGUUAUUCUGGCUGAUUAGACUCUUCAGGUUUACAGUGGACUGACGCUUGAUGGGAACUUAUUGGGACACAAAUUCUUUCUACCUAUAAGGAUGACAAAGGGGUCAUUUGGCCUGCCCUAACAGGUGCAACAGCACUAACAGUGGACUCAGGAAGAUGUCAAUCACUCAGUCUAUCCACACCCACACAGUCCUGGAAAAGGUCCACUCAGCUACAUUAACUAUAAACACCUGUGUAGGUGUUCAGAUCCUUUAACUUGUGGUAUAUUCAGUUGGUUAGAUGGUUUACUUUAGCAGGUAUAGAAUCCCAUCACUGUCAGUCAAACUCAGGAAGGUUACUGAGAAUAGUCUUUCACCAUGUUCAACAAUUUACACACUGACCAUUUAUUUGUAAAUAUGAAACACUAUAUAUAUUGCCUUUACCUGUGGGAGAGGGAGCAUCUCUCUUCUUACCAUAGGCCAGCAAUGCUAGAACUAUAUUACCGCUGAUGUGGCUGUCCAUUCCGCAAAAGAGAGAAAAUGAGCAGAGACUAAUUAAAGGAUAAGGCUUGUGUCAGUUUUUUGCAUAAUCAGGACACAUCCUAAUAAAAUGCCAAAAAACACCAUUUUAUUCUACCAACAAGUGUCAUCUGUGUAGCUACGACUUGAUAUCACAACUAUGCCUCCAAUACAAUAAAAUUCCAUUGUUGACCAAAUACUCUUGCAAACACAUUAAGGGCCAUUAAGGCCAUCCCGUUGAAUUGGUUACCGUGCUUCAUUGACACAAACACUUAUUCCCUUCAGAUUGUCAAACCGCCGGUGCAUGUCAUCGGUCCCACAUGGUGCUACUCUCAGAGACAAAGUGAAGCCACAGUAUUAUUUGAGUAUAAACACCAUGUUAUUUUCAUUGAAUGAGUACGUCAGCAGUGCAGCAGUAUGGUUCUUAUUUGUAUUUUAUUAGUUUUUAGCAAUUAUGGUUCUGUGGCACAGUGUUACAAUAUCAGUCUGUAGCUACACAGAUCAAACCUUACAGGAUAACUCACUGUUAGUUGCGAUUUCUUCAUGAAAAUGAUCAGUUAUUAUAAAGAGAAAGAACUCCCGCUUUAUCCUUUUUAAGCUGAAUUUUUGCUUUAGAUCUCUCUUGCAUAGCUCAGUGUUUUUAGUUAUUGUUUUUUUCUUCCUGGCAGUUCAUCUUUACUGAAAAAUUGAGGCUGUGAUCACAAAGGAGGCUUUAUAUCUUGCUCAAAUCAGGUGUACUAGUUGUAUCCCACAAUAGUCUUGUAGGGAUGUGGCACAAAUAAAUACAUUGAUGCACUGUACCUGUGCGUUCAUUUUCAGCUGACAUAAAUGACGAGGGACACCUAAAUGCCAGAACAGACCUUAACAUCGUAGCAGAUGAUAGUCUUCCUUUCAUGCCUUAACCCACAGAGGACCAGAUACUUCGACCAUUGCUCGAUCAUUUUCUCGUUCAGAGUAUUCUGAUCCUGUUCAGCAGUUUGAGAUGAUCUUGAAUGCAGUAUCAGUAGAAAGGACCACCUACCUUCAUUUCCAUGGUCAGUUUUACCAUUGCUGAAGGUCUGUCACUAUAUAUACACUACAUGUGUCACAGCUGAACAGGCAUCUAUAUUUUGGAUUGCUGAGUGCAAUAUUUUUAGUAUGCUUCUAACAAAGGUUGAAGGUUGUUGCAUCUCAUCAACCAUGUCUAAAGACGGUGUUUCUUCCUGAUCUGAAAGGCCAUCGGCCUAGGUGCAGAAUUCCACCUAAAUAGUUUCAAGAUGUGUGCUUGUUGCGACCAAGCUCAUGGACCGUGACUGAAAAAAGAGUGAACAUGACAAGUCUCUUAUGUGAUCUUGGCCUCAACAGGCAGGCUCACAGAAUGUCCUACAGUUCCCUGGCGGACUUUGUCUUUAACAUGAGUGAAUUAGUUUGUAGAAGCCUGUUUGUAGUUGCAGGCCUUUUUCAGUGCAGGAACUCUGAAACACUUGCAGCAAUCUAGGAUGUGUACACUACAGAAGAGUGGUACUUAGGGGCCCCUGAAUUUCAUUGUAUGCAUGCAAACCCUGUCCAUCAAAGGAAAUGUUCUAGUGUGGAAUGGCAUCAUGAAUCUUUAUUUGAUUUGAUUUUUUCCAUUGUUGCAUGUGAAUGAAUGAGCUUGUCCAGUGUAGGUUUGAGUUCAACAACUAUUAUUAGAAGGCUAGUGAUUUUUUCAUGAAAACAAAACACUAAAAAAAAGUAGGAUGAAAGGAAGUGUGUAGUGUCAUUUGUCCUUCUCCAUUAGCCGUGAACAAGUGUGCCUGAAAUACUUUGCAAGACUUUUCCACAUGUUAAUGCUUCCUCUUCUAGGUGUGCUGUGUGAUGGAAUGGUUUUGUGAGGGAAGCCUUCAUCAGUUCAGACGGCCAAGGGCCCCACAGGUCUGGCAACCAAAAUAUGCUGUAAAAAGCUUUUUUUUUUUAAUUUUUUGAACCUAAUGAUUGUGAAGUUAUUCUACUUCAAGAACAACAUUGAAACAUGAAUUGAGAUCUUUACUUGGGUCAAGGUCAUGUAAAUAUAUCAGUGACAUUUAACCAUGUGGUUUAUUUUUUUAAUUAGACUCCAAACUAAUGUGAAAAACAUUUGGCCAAAUAAUGAUUUGGAAGAUUGUGAAGUUUGUGAUGAAUUUGGCAGAUGUGAAGGCAAAUGAAUGUAUAUCUUUGUACAAAAUAAUUUAGUUCAGAGGACACGUUAGUUAUGACAGACACAUGCAAGAAAAAAAAAAAACUUUUAUAAAUCUUUUUGUAUUAGAACAUUAACAUGGUAAUUUUGUAUAUAAAAAGGCUAGGCUUUCUGAUUAGCAGAAAGGUAAAACAUUCCUACAUUUUUUUAAAUGUAUGUCCAUUGAGAAUAAUUAUGUGCAAUGUUUUAUGUGCCUUUUAUUUGGGUUUGUCUAAAUAAAAGAAAACAUUAAAACAUGAUUCUGGACUGUCCAUGUUGAGUCCCUCAGAGGAAAGUCAAUACUGUUUUAGCUCAGAUUAACCUCUGGACCGGCCCCCCUGCACUCAAGACACUUGAGAGGUGCACACUUCUGGUUAACUGUUUUUUCUAGCUUCCAUGCGGUUUCUGGGAGGCUGAAUGGUUGGUGAAGUUCUGUUUUUGUAUGGAUGUUUCUGAUAUCCAGAUUUCUCAGUGUCUUUACAGGCGGCCUGCUUAUCAUGAAAGUGCCUCUGUGACUUUGCUUAUUAGAGGGGAUUGUGGGGGAUUUUGUGCCAAAUAUGUGACGACAAAAAUAUUUCAGUGUUUUUUCAUUCUUUAACUAUUAAACUUGGAAAAUGUGA
Messenger RNA from Etheostoma spectabile (orangethroat darter), 7212 nucleotides. Its product is annotated as vascular endothelial zinc finger 1. The record is from RefSeq and is a predicted model, not a curated record. The transcript has 7 exons. Bases 192 to 1688 code for a protein of 498 amino acids. Gene Ontology annotation, molecular function: DNA-binding transcription activator activity, RNA polymerase II-specific; RNA polymerase II cis-regulatory region sequence-specific DNA binding. Gene Ontology annotation, biological process: regulation of transcription by RNA polymerase II. NCBI's taxonomy places the organism in Eukaryota, Metazoa, Chordata, Actinopteri, Perciformes, Percidae. Gene Ontology annotation, cellular component: nucleus.